CUCAAAAAAAGAUCGUUGAAAUUAUAUAUUACUCGUUCUCUCUCUCCUCACUCUCUUUAUAGCUAGAUAGAGAGAAAAGAAAAAAAAAGAUAAGAGUUGAGAAAGAAAGAGUGGGUUUUCAAGGGUGAUAAUGGGGAAUUACAAGUUUAGGUUAUCUGAUAUGAUGCCCAAUGCUUGGUUUUACAAGCUCAAAGAUAUGGGCAAUAAACCCAGAAACCAAACGAGUAAAAAGAAACCACCACCAGCACCACCUUCGUCUUCUUCUUCUUCUUCUUCUCUAUCUUCUUCUUCAACGACAACAACUUCAUUGUCGUUUUCUUCCAAAACAAAGCCGAGACAGAACCAAUCACAGCCCCACCACCAUUGUCGUUCCAGAAAAUCUUACUACUUUACAAGAGAUCUCAACAACGCAAAUGACGACGAGAGAUUACACUCUUCCCCAACAACAACACCAAAUCCCAAACCGUCCCCACCCAGAAAAUCCUCCAAACAGAGGCUUCGGAGAAGAAGACCCACCAAAUCAUCAUCAUCACCAUCGCCCAAGUUGUUUCCACUCACUAUCACUGCAACUACCACUACCACUACUUCUUCCUCUGUUUCGUCUGGUUUCAGCUGCAAAGCCAAGCUCGAAUCCGUCUUCACCAAACCCGUGACGUCUUUGUCUUCGUCGUCGUCUUCUCCGCUGUGUAGCUCGCCGGAGAAGGAGAUUCCAGGUGACCCGGAAUUCCGAUGCGACCGGAUUCUCACUACGUUUGAUGGUAUGGUUAGUAGUACUUGUCGUUGCCACCACCAAGAAGAAGAAAAUUGUUGUAAGGAAAACGACGUCGUUAUCGACGUGGAUAAGUCUUCUCUUCUGUCUAGAAAGACGGGUGUGGCAGAAGGUUUCGAUUCGUUUACCGAGCUGGAACUCCCUCCGAUCAUCACCAAACCCAAGAAAAAACAAGACACAAACCUCAUUGGCUCUGCAGUGGUUCCGGUCAAGGAACAGAGUAGGAGUAGUACUAAUACUAGUACCAGCUCAGUCGUACGGAAGUUCUCAUCGCCGAAUAAUAAUUCUUCUUCUCACGGUGUUAAGCUUAGGAUUCAUUCUCCGAAAAUCGUCGGCAAAAGGAUUUCCGGCCGGAAAAGUGUGUCUGGUUCGAACAACUCCUCGUCCGGUGACCACCGCUUGAAGAAAAGAAGUCUAUCGGAGAGCUUCGCCAUUGUUAAGUCUUCGUUUGAUCCUCAGAAGGAUUUUAGAGAAUCAAUGGUGGAGAUGAUUGUGGAGAACAACAUCAGAGCUUCCAAAGACUUGGAAGAUCUUCUUGCAUGUUAUCUCUCUCUCAAUUCAGAUGAGUAUCAUGAUCUUAUUAUCAAGGUGUUCAAGCAAAUCUGGUUUGACCUCACUGAUCUCAACUCCAAAUAAAUAUAUAAAUAUAUAUUUUCUUAAGAACUACUUAUUAAAUUGUAUAUCAUUAUUAUUUUUUUUAAAAAAGUGUUCUCUCUAAUGUAGUUCAUCAUACUUACAGUUCGAUUGAUCUUUAAGUUUCCAGCAGAUGAUCAAUGAGAUAUAAUUCAACAAGCAUAUAUAGAUCUUUAUAUAUAUAUAUAUAUAUACACAACAUGCAGAGCUAAA
Messenger RNA from Humulus lupulus (European hop), 1615 nucleotides. RefSeq names its product transcription repressor OFP1-like. The record is from RefSeq and is a predicted model, not a curated record. Bases 131 to 1405 code for a protein of 424 amino acids. The transcript has a single exon. Lineage: Eukaryota; Viridiplantae; Streptophyta; Magnoliopsida; Rosales; Cannabaceae. Gene Ontology annotation, molecular function: DNA binding. Gene Ontology annotation, biological process: negative regulation of DNA-templated transcription.